This is a messenger RNA of Cyclocybe aegerita, 1047 nucleotides long. Lineage: Eukaryota; Fungi; Basidiomycota; Agaricomycetes; Agaricales; Hemipholiotaceae. The record is from the annotation of a GenBank genome assembly.
AUGAGUCUCCCCACUGUUACCCGUCAAUAUCAGCUCUCUCAGGUUGGAUCGUAUAACAACCUUGUUUUAGCAGACGGACAGGUGUCCUCACUGAGAGCUAAUGAAGUCCUCCUGAAGGUCCAUGCUGUUUCCCUACAAUUCCGCGAUCUCCUCAUCUCUAGAGGGUUCUAUCCUCUUCCCGAGUCACUUGGAAAUCUCGUCCCGUGCUCUGACAUGGCCGGAGAGAUCAUCGGUGUCGGGGAAGAUGUCAAAAACUGGAAGGUGGGCGACAGAGUCUCUCCCAGCUUUUCGCCAGAGCAUAUCUACGGAGCCCCGACACCGACUACCCAACAAUCCACCUUGGGAGGUCACAUACCAGGUGUUCUGACCCAGUACAAAGUCGUCCCAGCCCACUCACUCGUGGCUAUUCCUGACCAUCUCUCGUAUGAGGAGGCCUCUACUCUUCCUUGUGCGGCCACAACCGCGUACAAUGCGUUAAACGGGCCUGUUCCUAUCAAGGCGGGAGACUACGUCCUCGUCCUUGGGACCGGUGGGGUAUCAAUCUUUGCGUUGCAGUUUGCGGUAGCCGCAGGAGCGACUGUCAUUGCGACAUCUUCCUCGGACGAGAAGUUAAAGACCGCUUUGAAACUCGGUGCCAAGCACGUCAUCAAUUAUAAGACGACGCCGCAGUGGGACGAGGAGGUCAAGAAGAUCACGAAAGGUGUCGGGGUCGAUCACGUCAUCGAGGUCGGCGGCCCAGGCACGGUAUCGAAAUCCGUCAACGCAGCUCGAGUGGGCAGUGGACACAUUCACCUAAUUGGUAUUGUUUCUUUGGACAAGAACGAUCUCGACGUUGUGAUCCCGACCAUCAUGAAGGGGGUCACAUUGCGAGGAAUCAACGUCGGCUCCGUGUCCCAGUUCGAGCUCAUGAAUCGCCUUAUUAAUGCCAAUCCUAAGGUCACCAGGCCUGUUGUUGACAAAGUGUUCUCCUUCGAGCAGGCAAUCGAGGCGUAUGCCCAUCUCGAUUCCCAGAAGCAUAUCGGAAAAAUUGUUAUCAAGGUUGCUUGA